AUGGAGAGAUCUUUAGCGUCAAGCGUUCUGGAGGUAGUGCCUUACAAGGACGAAUUCAAAAAAGAAGAUGAAAACAGCAAGGGAGGAUUUAGGGCAAUAAAUCCACGUGAAACGACUAUUAAGCCUGAAGACGAAGCUACUGAGCGACCAGUUAAAAGUAAUAGUACUGAACUAAACAACAAUUGCAACUCAACAGAUCUGAAUACCUCCAUUGAAGAAAUUUAUCCUUUACCUGAGAAUAAAGGUAAUGCUAAGAAAAGAAAAUUGUCUCAACCAGCCGUCAUUUUAAGCAGUAGGCCCUAUAAAGAUGAAUUGGAUAGCAAGCGUAAUCAAAGGCAGAACUCAAUUAAAAAAGUAAAGAAAAAUCUCGGGCUUUCUUCUACUUCCCUUUUCGAAGCACGUGACGACCAAUCUUCCACUUCAAAAUCUGAUGUAGUAAAUGCUCAAAUUGAAUAUGAUACUACUGAAUGGUACUGCCAUAUAUGGGAAGAGAACAUUAUUGAGGAUAUGGUUCAAAGUGCUCCCAAUAGAAAAAAGGUAAUUUAA
This is a messenger RNA of Acanthoscelides obtectus, 546 nucleotides long. NCBI's taxonomy places the organism in Eukaryota, Metazoa, Arthropoda, Insecta, Coleoptera, Chrysomelidae. The record is from the annotation of a GenBank genome assembly.